Vigna unguiculata (cowpea) is the source of this 591-nucleotide messenger RNA. RefSeq names its product putative WRKY transcription factor 11. The record is from RefSeq and is a predicted model, not a curated record. Lineage: Eukaryota; Viridiplantae; Streptophyta; Magnoliopsida; Fabales; Fabaceae.
AUGGAGGAACAAUUAGCAAUACAAGGAGCUGCUUCCGCUGGUUUGAAAAGCAUGGAGCAUCUCAUUCACCUCCUUUCUACCACUGCCUGCAAUUCUUCUUCUUUUUCUUCUAACAACAACAACAACUUUGACUGCUCCGAAAUCACUGACUUCACAGUUUUCAUGUUCAAACAAGUCAUUAACAUUCUCAACCGCACUGAACACGCCCGUUUCCACAGUGCACCGCCCCAACCCAAACCCCAAGCCCCACCGCAACCACACCCAACAUCACAACCUCAACCUCAAACCAAAGGCUUUACUUUGGAUUUCAUUAAACCCACCAUUGUCAACUCCAAGCCCUGCAACAAAGACAAAAAUGUCACUCUCUCCACAACCACCACCACCUCCUCUUCCUUUUUAUCCUCUGUCACCAACGGCGUCAACGUCUCCGAUGGCAAGAUCGGUCAUUUCCUCCCUUCCUCCAUCCCCAAACCCCCUCACUCCUCCUCCCACAGGAAGAAGUGUCAUGAAGUCGCGCUCUCCGCCAAACCCUCCUGCCACUGCUCCAAGAAAAGGUCUUCACCUGUACUCUUUAAAAAAAAUAAUAAUUAA